AUGAGGCUAAUCGACACAGAGACAGGGCAAUUCCGCGUCGUCAUAAAUCAUUUUCAAGUGCCGUAUGCCAUCAUCAGUCAUACAUGGGACCCUCAGGGAGAGCAGUCCUAUCAAGACCCGUCGAUCUCCCGCACUGUCCUCUCAGAUACAAGGCUGUCCAAAAAGCUUCGUGAAGCCUGCGCUCUCUGCCGGGAAGGAGGCUACAGGUACCUAUGGUUCGACGCAUGCUGCAUCGACAAGACGAGCAGCUCCGAGCUCUCGGAGGCGAUCAACUCGAUGUACCUGUGGUACCAACACUCGGCGAUGUGCUUCGCACUCCUCAGCGACGUGAGCGGCAUCGAGGAUAUCUGUGCGCCCGAUUCAGACUUCCGCCAAAGCAAAUGGUUUACCAGGGGAUGGACGCUCCAAGAGCUGCUUGCACCCAAUCUCCUCAUUUUUGUCUCCUGGGACUGGCAGUUCAUCGGUACCAAGGGUACGUUGGGGACACUCCUCUCCGAAAUCACACAGAUAGAUCCGGAAUACCUGCGGCACAUCUCGGACGUCCGGUCGGCAAGCGUCGCCCAACGGAUGUCGUGGGCAGCGUUUCGCACGACCACACGUGAAGAGGACGAGGCGUACUGUCUUCUGGGCCUGUUCGGGAUCAACAUGCCGACGUUAUACGGUGAGGGGCGGCAUGCGUUCAUCCGUCUGCAGGAGGAGAUCCUGAAGCAGCAGUACGACCAGAGCAUCUUCGCGUGGAGUGUCCUCUCACUGCUUGAA
Messenger RNA from Trametes versicolor FP-101664 SS1, 759 nucleotides. RefSeq names its product HET-domain-containing protein. NCBI's taxonomy places the organism in Eukaryota, Fungi, Basidiomycota, Agaricomycetes, Polyporales, Polyporaceae. The record is from RefSeq and is a predicted model, not a curated record. The annotation marks the transcript as partial. The transcript has 2 exons.